GAGUGCGACAGCGCGGCCGGCGCACUCGGGCUGGCUUGGGAAACGAAACUGAGGGAGGAGCCGGCGCCUCUGGCAGCGGUAGGGCCAGGCCUGGUGGCGGCGGCAGCGGCGGCGGCAGCGGCGGCCUGACCCCCCCCUUUUCCGCUCCCUGGCAGCUUGCCCUCUCCCCUCAGUUAACAAUGAAGAGGAGAAAUGAUCCAGAAUGCACUGCCCCUAUCAAGAAACAGAAGAAAAGAGUUGCAGAGCUUGCCCUGAGCCUCAGCUCUACAUCCGACGAUGAACCUCCCUCCUCUAUUAAUCAUGCAGCAAAAGUUUCCACAAAUAGCAUGUCUGGGGAGAUAAGUGACACUCAGGGCCGUCAGCGCAGCUCUGACUCUUUCGAUGAUCCCUUCAAAGCAGACUCCCUCGUGGAGGGAACUUCUUCUCGCUAUUCCAUGUAUAACAGCGUCUCCCAGAAGCUUAUGGCCAAGAUGGGCUUCAGGGAAGGUGAAGGACUGGGUAAAUACAGCCAGGGUCGGAAGGACAUCGUUGAGGCCUCUAAUCAGAAAGGUCGAAGAGGCUUGGGCCUGACGUUGCAAGGCUUUGACCAGGAGUUGAGUGUGGACUGGCGAGAUGAGCCGGAGCCCAGUGCCUGCGAGCAGGUGUCAUGGUUCCCAGAAUGUACCACUGAAAUUCCUGACACUCAGGAAAUGAGCGAUUGGAUGGUUGUGGGGAAGAGGAAGAUGAUCAUUGAAGAUGAAACAGAGUUUUGUGGGGAAGACCUGCUCCACAGUGUGCUGCAGUGUAAGAGUGUGUUUGAUGUCCUGGAUGGGGAGGAGAUGCGGCGAGCGCGGACCCGGGCCAAUCCCUACGAGAUGAUCCGAGGAGUCUUCUUCCUGAAUAGGGCGGCAAUGAAGAUGGCUAACAUGGAUUUCGUGUUUGAUCACAUUUUUACAAACCCGCGGGACUCUUAUGGGAAACCGCUGGUGAAGGACCGGGAAGCUGAGCUUCUGUACUUUGCAGACGUCUGUGCGGGCCCGGGGGGCUUCUCGGAGUAUGUGCUCUGGAGGAAGAAGUGGCACGCGAAGGGCUUUGGAAUGACUCUGAAAGGCCCUAAUGACUUUAAGCUGGAGGAUUUCUACUCAGCCUCCAGUGAACUCUUCGAACCCUAUUAUGGCGAGGGUGGAAUCGACGGAGAUGGAGACAUCACCCGCCCAGAGAACAUCACUGCUUUUCGGAAUUUUGUCCUGGAUAACACGGAUCGCAAGGGUGUCCACUUUCUGAUGGCUGACGGGGGUUUCUCCGUGGAGGGGCAGGAGAACCUGCAGGAAAUCCUCAGCAAGCAGCUGCUGCUCUGUCAGUUCCUCAUGGCGCUGUCUGUUGUCCGGACAGGAGGCCACUUCCUCUGUAAAACCUUUGACCUGUUCACGCCGUUCAGCGUGGGGCUCAUCUACCUGCUGUACUGCUGCUUUGAACGAGUAUGUCUCUUUAAGCCGAUUACCAGCCGGCCUGCCAACUCAGAGAGGUAUGUGGUGUGCAAGGGCCUGAAGGUGGGCAUAGACGAUGUGCGGGAUUACCUCUUCUCAGUCAACAUUAAGCUCAACCAGCUGCGGAACACCGACUCCGACGUCAACCUGGUGGUCCCCUUGAAGGUGAUCAAGGAAGACCAAGAAUUUACUGACUACAUGACACGGUCCAAUGAGAGCCACUGUAGUCUGCAGAUCAAAGCUCUGGCCAAAAUCCAUGCCUUUGUUCAAGACACGACCCUGAGUGAGCCUCGGCAGGCAGAGAUCCGGAAAGAGUGCCUCCGUCUUUGGGGGAUCCCAGACCAGGCUCGAGUUGCUCCUUCUUCCUCAGACCCGAAAUCUAAGUUCUUCGAGCUAAUCCAGGGCACUGAGAUUGACAUCUUCAGCUAUAAGCCCACACUGCUCACCUCCAAAACCCUGGAGAAGAUCCGCCCAGUGCUUGACUACCGCUGCAUGGUGUCUGGCAGCGAGCAGAAGUUCCUCAUCGGCCUGGGGAAGUCCCAGAUCUACACGUGGGAUGGCCGCCAGUCAGACCGCUGGGUCAAGCUGGACCUGAAGACAGAGCUACCCCGGGACACUCUGCUCUCUGUGGAGAUCGUCCAUGAGCUGAAAGGGGAGGGGAAGGCCCAGCGGAAGAUCAGUGCGAUCCACAUCCUUGAUGUCCUCGUGCUGAAUGGCAGCGACGUGCGGGAGCAGCACUUUAACCAGCGAAUUCAGCUUGCUGAGAAAUUUGUGAAAGCUGUUUCCAAGCCCAGUCGGCCUGACAUGAAUCCCAUCAGGGUGAAGGAGGUGUACAGACUGGAGGAGAUGGAGAAGAUUUUUGUUAGGUUAGAGAUGAAGAUCAUCAAGGGCUCCAGUGGCACCCCGAAGCUCAGCUACACAGGGCGGGACGACCGGCACUUCGUGCCCACUGGCCUCUACAUCGUCAGGACAGUGAAUGAGCCAUGGACUAUGGGGUUCAGCAAAAGCUUCAAGAGGAAAUUCUUCUAUAACAAGAAAACCAAGACCUCUACCUUUGACCUCCCUGCAGACUCCAUCGCCCCAUUUCACAUCUGCUACUACAGCCGUCUCUUCUGGGAGUGGGGGGAUGGCAUCCGCGUGCAUGACUCGCAGAAGCCCCAGGACCCGGACACGCUGUCGAAGGAGGAUGUCCUCUCCUUCAUCCAGACACACAGCGCCUGAGGGCCUGGGGCCGCCACUCCUGCUGAAUGCCUGGGGCCCACAUUCCUCGUUCCUUCCCCUCUCGGAAUGGGAGGGACAGGGGGCACAGUCACUGCAGCCUGGCCAUGAGAGGGGGUGGUCUCCUCUCCACCUCCCCUGAAGAGCUUAGUUGGGGGCCUUCAGAGGACACUCACGUUCCUUCUGGGACACCUUUUAGACUUCCCUCCUUGGAGACCUGCCCGGGAACUGUCUCCCCCGCCAGGACUCAGCCUGAAGGAUGCUGCUCCUACGGCGGGUGUGAGGUCAGGGCCCAGGGCAUGUAGGGCCGGUGGAGGACAUGUCCGAGAGCAGCAGGGCCUUAGCCCUGCCCUUCUCCUGUAUCGUGUAGACUCACUUUUCUGAGUUCCGUGCACUGCCCUGAGGGUGGCCACGCUCCUGUGUUCCCCAACUUUUUACUAGGCCAACCCGAGUGGUUGAAGGCCCCCUGUUGUGAGCUGGCCAGGACCAGCUGCUGUACAAAUCAAGGCUUUGUUUCUUUGAACUUGUUCUGUUUUGAUGCCAAGUUGGAGAAGAUUUUGUCUCCUUCCCUGACCCUGUCCUGGCCUUCUCCGGAGCUCUUCUCAGCCUGGACCUCUGACAGUCCCGCAGGCCGGGAAGGGAGGUAUGUGGGCCCCAGGUCCCUGACACCGCACCAGGAUGCAAGUGGCACUGUCUUUGGUAGUGGAUGGGACUGCCUCCUGGGCCCCGUCCCCUUUUGACUGAACCUUGGGCAGCUCUAGACGGGGAGGAAGUACCCUUGAUGACCUGCCUUUUUCUAUGUCCAGCAGCAGUGGCCCCACUGCAACAAAGGGGACCUCUGGGGUUGGGUUUGACCUAGUCCUCUGGCAAUCAUGGCACCCUUGUUUGCCACAGCCACCUUGCCACCCUUCCCCCACCCCGUUUUUCUUCCCCAGUAGGUGGUACAGUCAGUCACUUUUGUCAUUUUGUGGUCACUCCAUUUCUCCUAUGUUGGUGGAAGCGGAAGGGGAAGAGGGGAAGCUGGGCAGUAGCUUUGGGUGGGGGAGGACACCUGUGGUUCUUCUUAAUGGGAAAUACCUCUCAGAGAUGCUUCUACAGGCUCCCUAGGGCCCCAUCCCAGUGCUAGACUGGUUUCCAUGGCGAUAGGGCACAGCAGCUUCCUGUGAGGUUGGAAUUGACUCCACCUGGGGGGGUAUCUCCAGUCAGCACCCAGUCCUCCCCCGCCUCCCCCUGUUGGCAGCAGCACCACUGAAAUGCUGUAUUUCCACCCAAUUCUGGGUAUAUCAGUGUGUCUUGCAGAAUCUUGGAUCAUUAAAGAUAAACAUAUUUUUAA
This is a messenger RNA of Hipposideros armiger (great roundleaf bat), 4017 nucleotides long. It is a transcript of the gene CMTR1, whose product is annotated as cap methyltransferase 1. Gene Ontology annotation, biological process: 7-methylguanosine mRNA capping; methylation. NCBI's taxonomy places the organism in Eukaryota, Metazoa, Chordata, Mammalia, Chiroptera, Hipposideridae. Gene Ontology annotation, molecular function: methyltransferase cap1 activity; nucleic acid binding; protein binding. The transcript is spliced from 27 exons. The record is from RefSeq and is a predicted model, not a curated record. Gene Ontology annotation, cellular component: cytoplasm; nucleus. The coding region runs from base 180 to 2687 and encodes 835 amino acids.